UCAUCCCUCCACCUGAGAAAAACAAUGCUUCAUUUCUCGUAGAGUGAGGAAAUUAGUCGUUUGGUGCACUAAAAUAUCAUUACAGCAGAAUGGAACAAUUUGAAUAAGCGUAGGUGUAGCGUUAUUUAGAUAAAUAUACUAGGCAGUGUGCAACUGCAGAGACUGAAUGUCUCAGGGAUUACUUUGCGUGCGAGUCAGCGGAGGCUGCUUGCAGAGGAAGGGGCUGUGAGGUGUUCAAGAUGGCGGCGCCCUGUGGAGUGCAGCGACUCUGACAGGUAAACAGGUCCAUGUAUUGAGUGGUGCCUGGAGACUGUAUUGGCCGGAGGCUCAGGGAGCCCUCCAGGCAGGACACUGUGAGAGACACCCCCUCCUACCACCACCUCCCCCUCCACCACUGUCACCAUGGCGAGAGAGCAGCCCAACGUAGGGGACCUCCUCCCUCUCCUGGAGUCCUCCGACAUCCACCAACUGGAGGAGAUUAAAGGCCUUAUCAAUGAGCAUCUCAGCACUGAGCGAGGGGCCAUGCUGCUGAAUGGACUGGUGGACUACUUCCUGGAGAGUAAUUCGGCCCAGGCCAUUCAUAUUCUCUCCUCAGUCAGAGAGCCACAUGAUAAGCACCUACUGGACAAGAUGAACGAGUGUAUGACCAAACAGGCCUGCCGGCUGCCUACCCUCACCCUGCUAGGCCAUGUGGUCCGCAAGCAGCCGUCCUGGAUCCACAAGAUCUCCCGCUACCCGCUGCUUCUCUCACUGCUUAAAUGCCUCAAGACGGAUUUAGACGUGGUGGUCCUCAUAACUGGAGUCCUGGUGUUGAUCACUCUGCUCCCCAUGAUCCCCCACGCUGGCAAACAACACCUGUAUGAGUUCUUUGACAUCUUUGGUCGCCUAGCUUCCUGGAACCUGAAGAACCCAGGGCACAUCUCCGAGGUGUAUCUCAUCCACCUACACGCCAGUAUCUACUCGCUCUUCCACCGUCUCUAUGGCAUGUACCCCUGCAACUUUGUGUCCUACCUGCGCUCCCACUACAACAUGAAGGAGAACGUGGACACCUUUGAGGAAGUGGUGAAGCCAAUGCUGGAACAUGUCCGUAUACAUCCAGAACUAGUGACUGGAACUAAAGACCAUGAGCUUGAUCCCACCAGGUGGAAAAAGUUUGAGAUUCAUGACAUCGUUAUAGAGUGUGCCAAAGUGUCUCUGGACCCCAAGGAGGCGUCGUGUGAGGAGGGCUAUGCGACCAUGCCCGGGAACUUCUACCCCCACCCGGAGCUUCGGCCACAAGAUUCCGUCUCCAGCCCCUACACAGACUUCCACAACAGCUACGGAAGCUCCUCUUCAACCCCUUUCUCUACCCCCCGCCAGCCACUGCCACCUCCCCUGUCCCUGGCCCCUCUCCCAGGGGCACAGUCCUUGUAUCGCAGCCCCCAGACCUCCAGAAGUCAGAACUCUAGCUGUGAACCUGACUCCACCUGUGGGGUAAAGGAACUUUGGAGCCCUUCCUCCCAGUGUGGCAUGGCCACUCCCCCUUCCUCUAGGGGAAUGUCACCCAACCAAGAGCUCUCCCAUAGUGCCUCUCACCUCCCAGGCCCCCGUGUCCACAGCACAUCAGGUGGCAAAGGCACGCCUGCCUCCAGCACUCCUGCCACCUCCUCCCCACCCCACACCCCCUCUGAUUUCCCUAUCCCUGCUCCCCUGCUCUCCAACACCACCAGUCCACCACAGAAGGAUGGUCACCCUGUAGAAGCAGCCAAACCCAGCCUGGUGAGGCUGGAACCAAUCGGAGAUCCUGAAAAGGGGGGAGAAGUCAUCAACAGAGAUGGUGGUGGUGAGACUGUUUCCAAGACGCUGUCAGUCUUUAUGAAGGAGCAGGAGCUUCAGCAGAGGACAGAGAAGGAGAGGGAAGAGACUGCCAUCUCAGAGGAGCUCCUGAAAAUCACGGAGGACAUGUGGGACUUGGCCGGCCUGAGGGUCUUUGACUCCCCGUUCUACCGCACCACCGAGACCCUGACAGGUACCCAGGAGAAGCCCCUACCCAACCCCCCACUGGGCGGCCCCGUGCCGCCCCAGGACCCCCACAAUGCUGUGUCGACCUCAGACAAUGCACUGGAGAAUGCCCAGGGGGCUAUUGGUGGAGGUGGGGACAGUAGUAGGGGCUUGGCCCUGGACCAGUCCUGGUCUAUUGAACCCGUGUGUCCUUUCAGCCCCAUCCAACACCCUCUCCACCAGAGCCUCUCUGCCCUGGAGGACGAGGUGGCCAAGUUCAGUGGCCUUUUCUCGCCAAGCCGCCCAAUGAAGAACCCCUCCCUGCCCUACGAGGCCCUGUUUGACCUGGCUCUGCCCCGGGCUGCAUCCCUCUUCGUUGGGAGGAGGACGUCGGAAGCCCGGGGCAGAGCUGCCCUGGAGAGGAUGUGCCAGCAGCAGGAGGGACUGGAGGACAGGGAGGAGGAGGAGGAGGGCGAGGGGAUGGUGAAUGCUUCCCCCCUGGAGGUGCUAGAUCACCUUGUUCAGCAGGGCAGCGACACCCACGACAAGGUGCUCAAGAGAUUACCUUUGCCAAGCAAGUCAGCUGACUGGACACAUUUUGGAGGCUCUGCUCCGCUGGACGAGCUGCACACGUUGCGUAGCCAGCUGCUCCUGCUGCACAGCCAGCUGCUGUACGAGCGCUACAAGAGGGAGCAGCACGCCGUCCGCAACCGACGUCUACUGCGCCGCGUCAUCAACGCCACUGCACUGGAAGAGCAGAACAACGCCAUGAAGGACCAGCUGAACCUGCAGAGUGUGGACGUGGUGACUCUGAAGGAGAGUCUGCAGGUGGAGCAGCAGCGCUGCAGACAGCUGUGGGACGACCGAGAGACCGUGGUCACCAGACUACACAGCCAGGUCCGCCAGCUACAACAGGGCCGGGACGACUACUACACCAAGAACCAGGAACUGCAGAGUCUGUUGAAUGAGUAUCAGAAGAAGAUGAAUGAGCUGGAGGCAGAUCUACAGAGAGCCAACAACAAGGUGUGUCACACAGGGCACCUUCUCAACCAGAUGACCAUCAAGCUGAGCACCAGUGAGAGCACCCAGCAGCAGAUGAGUUUCCUGAACAAGCAGCUGCUGCUCCUAGGGGAGGCCCACAAGCUGGAUGUACUGCAGCAGCAGCACACGGGAUCAGACAACACCAAGGAGGCCCAGAUGGUGCAGGCGUCCUGGGGGAAGGAGGUUGAGCGGCUGAGGCAGAGCCUGCUGCAGCAGGGCCAGAAGCUGGAGGCAGCGCAGCAGAGAGUGGGCGAGCUGGAGACUCAGCUCACCAAGAAGGAACACCUCAUCGUGGAGCAGAAGAAGUUCCUGGAGGAUGUCAAGGGCCAGGCCAAGGGCGAGCUGCAGGCGUCAGAGAGCAGGUACCAGGCCCAGAGGAGAGCGACGCAGCUCCUGCAAACGGAGCUGCUGCACCUCUAUAGCAGACUAGAGAUGGAGGGUCAUGCCUGCCUUGCCACACCCUCCGCAGCAGGGGGCAGCAGUACCGAUCCUGGUCCUCCUAUAGACUCUUGUAUCAUGGAACCAGAUGGACCUGUCACAUUGGGGACCAAUAAGUGGUCUGAUGACAGCAGACCAUAUCAGUCCCCACGGGGCAACGGCAGCACUUUAUUGCCAGGGCAACCAAAGGCGAACAACCCACCUAAAGCUCCCCCUGUCAACUCUGCCAGCAGCACCCAGGACAUCCCCCCGCCUCUCCUUGUGGAGCCCUCUUUUUCCCAUCCCCAUGCCCCCCUGGCCACCACCCCGCUGCCCCCUGACGCCGUCCCCCUCACCGUUGGCUCCUACCCCAGCGCCAACAGCUUCCUGGGCAUGAGGGCGCGGGAGCUGUUCCGGAACAAGAGCGAAAGCCAGUGUGACGAGGAGCCCCCCCACCUGGCCGGCCUUUCACAGGGCCUGAAGACUGAGCUGUGUGUGGAGCCCUUAUUUCCCCCACUGGGGAAUGCUCUGACAUGUCCUGUCUCUGCCCCUGUCCCAACCCCUACCCUUGUCCCUGCCUCUAUAGUAGGGGCCCCUCUCACUGUGCCUGCCAAGGAGCACCCACCUGAAACCAGGCAAAGGGCUAUCAAGCAGGAGAGUCCUACGAGGGAAAUGGGAGGAGCAAGGGGAGGGGCAGUGGCAGUGGCCAGCGAAGCACAACCCAGACAGCAACAGCAAUUUAGGAUCAUGGACUACAACGAAACACAACAAGAGCACAGUUAGAGACACCAAACUGCGAGAGAAGAGGUUGUCUGGAGCAAGAGCUAUAAGCAGUAGAACCGUAAGAGUUGAAGACAGAGCUCUGUUAAAUUCAGUGUUAUCCCAUUCCCUCAAGUGGACAACAGGAUUUGAACCACUGAUUGAUUUAAUCCCAGAUGUAAAGAUGGGAAUGAAGGAAGGUUUAAAUAAGAUCAUUUUACUAUCUACCAGCAGAGACCACAUUAUCUAUCUGGUCUGACUGCAGUUAUACUUAGGCAUUUUAUAUACUUAGACAGCUGGGAGUUAUUUUUUCCGGAAACAAUUUCAUAUAAAUAGAGACCCUAGUUCCAAAUUUGUUGUUUGAAGUUAUAAGAAUACGCCAUAUUGGGUUCAAAACAAGUUAGACGAGUAUAAAACACUAAGAAAAGUAUGAGAGGGCCUUUUCAUUCGUAUGUGUUAGUCUUGUAGAGUGUGAGAAAGGGAUGGUUAUGAAAGCCUGGUUUUGGUUGGCUAUUGUCUUGAGCACCUGUACUGAUGUGUGUGUGAGGGAGGUGGGUUGGGGUGGUGUGAUCCUCAAGGCUUGGGGAGUAGCUGUGCCAAGUAUGAGAUUGUCAAUGAGUCCAACUCCUCUGCUAUGCUUGGGAAGGAACGUGGGAGUUUGACUGUUUCAUUGUAGAUAAAAUAUAGGAGGCGGAUUGCUUUUUUUCCAUGCUGGUUUCAUUAUGUUCCUGACAGAAAUGACCUUUAGUAUGCGUUGAAGAAGGAGAGUGCAUGCAAGUGUAUGUUUAAGUCAUGUUGCAAUCAUUUAGAAAUGUUUUUUUUUAUGAGUAGUGACAAAUAUGAUACUUAAAGUACUUGUAACUUUCUGCAACUAAUGUUGCUGCUGAUAACCAAUUAUCCUGACUUUAAAUCAGACUUGUUAUGUUAAUUCUGACAUCAUUUGCAGUACAUCAACCUGUGUGCAGCAGUAUUUUCUGUUUGAGUUCACUAACCGAAAGUGUACAGAAAGACAGUGCCAAACAUUUACCAGAUAUAGAAUACAACCAUUUCAAAAUUACUCAUUGACCUCACCAAGUGCUCCUAUUCUAGUUCGGUAUCUGGGUGUCUCUCAAAAGGGCUGAUUGCUGUAUAAAAGGUUUGCAUGUGUCAUCCUCUUGUCAUAGCUACAGUGAGUCUGUAAAGAAAAAACAAGUCUCUGCCAAUUGAUUCUUGUUGGUCCUACUGACCAAUGACAGUCAGAAUUGCCUCUUUCUUUUGGGUUCUUCCAUGUGUUUAAAUGGUCAUAAAUCCUGUUGUCCACUGUGAACUUCAGCUGUUAUUCCCUCUGCCUUGCUAUCUAAAGCAUGUUCAACAAUCCACUUUAAUGCCAACAGUAUAGUAGUAGGGGCUACAACAAACCCAAUAUAGAAGGUACAAUCAAGCGUGGACUGAAUGGAAAGCUUGACCUGGGAUUCCUUUUGGAGCUGGAGAUUUUGAAAAAACAAAGUUCUUAAAAGCAGUUGCUUGCGUUUAACUGUGAACAAUAAAAAUCGUCUUCAAUGUUUUGCACUACA
Messenger RNA from Oncorhynchus kisutch (coho salmon), 5750 nucleotides. RefSeq names its product hamartin. Gene Ontology annotation, cellular component: TSC1-TSC2 complex. The transcript is spliced from 22 exons. The record is from RefSeq and is a predicted model, not a curated record. Gene Ontology annotation, biological process: negative regulation of TOR signaling; regulation of cell cycle; negative regulation of cell population proliferation. The coding region runs from base 403 to 4221 and encodes 1272 amino acids. Lineage: Eukaryota; Metazoa; Chordata; Actinopteri; Salmoniformes; Salmonidae.